This is a messenger RNA of Ctenopharyngodon idella (grass carp), 1835 nucleotides long. RefSeq names its product coenzyme Q6 monooxygenase (gene coq6). Gene Ontology annotation, molecular function: oxidoreductase activity, acting on paired donors, with incorporation or reduction of molecular oxygen, NAD(P)H as one donor, and incorporation of one atom of oxygen; 2-octaprenyl-6-methoxyphenol hydroxylase activity; FAD binding. Gene Ontology annotation, cellular component: mitochondrion. Gene Ontology annotation, biological process: ubiquinone biosynthetic process. Lineage: Eukaryota; Metazoa; Chordata; Actinopteri; Cypriniformes; Xenocyprididae. The transcript has 12 exons. The coding region runs from base 280 to 1734 and encodes 484 amino acids. The record is from RefSeq and is a predicted model, not a curated record.
GUGCUGUCUGACAUACAUCUCACUUUUGGAGUGGAGACGAAUGAAAUGUUUUUGGGAAUGUCCCUGCUCCAUUUUCAUUAUUUCAGUGGCUUUUAAAACCCGGAAGAACUGUAGCGAACAGAACUCUUACGUACUCUCUAUCAAUAACAACAUGGCUGGAUGAUAGAUAGAGUUCGCCGUUAUUGUCAAUAACAGGACAUAUUUAACUGGGGCUGUUAGAUAUUUCCUUGUAGGCUUGUUAGUUGUAACAAGUUGUUUAACGUCUGUUUUUCCGCUAGAAUGUUUACUUUGGCGAAAGCUAGGCUAACUGUGUUCGGGAUAGGACGGCAGUGUGUGGCAGUGAGGGCACUCAAUGGAGCGCGAGCGGUGCGCAGAGGCGUCGCGUCCUCCGAGCGCGAUGAGGAGUCCAGCACAUCUGAAAACGAGCUCUUUGACAUUAUAAUAUCCGGCGGGGGAAUGGUGGGCACCGCUAUGGCAUGUUCGUUGGGUUUAGAUCCAAAUUUAACAGGGAAGAAGAUUCUUCUGCUGGAAGCUGGUCACAAAAAACAGAUGGACAAGGUCCCAGAGACCUACAGUACAAGGGUCAGCUCCAUCAGUCCAGGUUCAGCAACACUUCUUAGUGGUCUUGGUGCUUGGGACCAUAUUGUAAAUAUGAGAUGCAAGCCAUAUAAUAAAAUGCAGGUUUGGGAUGCUUGUUCAGAUGCCCUGAUUACAUUUGAUAAGGAGAAUCUGCAGGACGAGAUGGCUUACAUCGUUGAGAACGACGUCAUUGUGGCCGCCCUCACCAAACAGCUGCAGACUCUCUCUGACCAUGUUAAAGUGCAGUACCGGACAAAAGUGGUGAAAUACACCUGGCCCCGUCCUUACCAUGUCUCUGAGUCCAUCCCUUGGGUUCAGUUGACUCUAGCGAAUGGAAAGACUCUCCACACCAAACUUUUGAUUGGUGCUGAUGGGCCAAACUCAAUGGUGCGGAGAGAGGCAGGCAUCCCCACGGUCAAAUGGAAUUACGAUCAGUCAGCAGUCGUCGCUGUUCUGCAUUUGUCUGAGCCCACAGAAAAUAACGUGGCCUGGCAGAGAUUCCUCCCAACCGGCCCCAUUGCGAUGCUUCCUUUGUCAGACACUGAGAGUUCACUGGUCUGGUCUACCAGUCAUCAGCAUGCUGAAGAACUUCUACAGCUGGAUGAGGAGAGCUUUGUGGAUGCCAUUAACUCUGCAUUUUGGAGUAAUGAGAACCAUUCUGAGCUGGUAGAGACUGCCGGCUCUCUGUUCCGGACUGCCCUAUCUGUCCUGAUGCCUGACAGCGGCUCAGCACGUCAGCUUCCACCUAGCGUUGCAGGCAUUGGCCCAAAGAGCCGGGUUAUGUUCCCGUUAGGCAUGGGUCAUGCCUCAGAAUACAUCCGGCACCGAGUGGCACUCAUUGGAGAUGCUGCACAUCGCGUCCAUCCUUUAGCAGGCCAAGGUGCCAAUCUAGGCUUUGGCGAUGUGGCCUAUCUCACACAAGUUCUUAGCCAAGCAGCAUUUAAUGGAAAAGACCUUGGAGCCAUGCAGCACCUGUUGGAGUUUGAGACUGAACGUCAGCGACACAAUCUUCCCAUGAUGGCAGCCAUUGACCUCAUGAAGAGGAUGUAUUCCUCUAAUGCCGCCCCUGUGGUUCUACUGAGAACCUUCGGCCUUCAGGCUACCAACGCACUGCCACCAGUUAAAGAGCAGAUCAUGGCUUACGCCAGCAAGUAAAACACUAGAUGCACACUGGAUAUUUUCUGGAUCUCUAGUGUUAUGAAGAUUUUGUUAAUGGAAUAUGUGUGUAAAUUAAUAAAUUAUAUUUUAUUCCUCUG